AUGAGUACCGACGCGGAAAUGGCCAUUUAUGGCAAAGCCGCCAUUUACCUCCGCAAGCCAGAGAAGGAGAGGAUUGAGGCUCAAAACAGGCCGUUCGAUGCCAAGACUGCUUGCUUUGUGGCCGAUGCCAAGGACCUGUACGUCAAGGGCACAAUCUUAAGCAAGGAGGGUGGCAAAAUCACUGUGAAGAUCACCGAAUCCCAAGAGACUGUAACAGCUAAGGAGGAUGAUGUCACACCAAUGAACCCUCCCAAGUUCGACAAGAUUGAGGACAUGGCCAUGAUGACCCACCUCAAUGAAGCCUCUGUGCUGUAUAACCUCAAAGAGCGUUAUGCAGCAUGGAUGAUCUACACCUACUCUGGCCUGUUCUGUGCCACUGUGAACCCCUACAAGUGGCUCCCAGUGUACGAUGCUGAGGUGGUGUCUGCCUACAGAGGCAAAAAGCGUAUGGAGGCACCACCCCACAUCUUCUCUGUCUCUGACAAUGCCUACCAGAACAUGCUCACAGAUAGAGAGAACCAGUCUGUCCUGAUCACUGGAGAAUCUGGUGCUGGAAAGACUGUGAACACCAAACGUGUCAUCCAGUACUUUGCAACAAUUGCUGUGACUGGGAGUGAAAAAAAGAAGGAUGCGGGCCCUGGCAAAAUGCAGGGUUCUCUGGAGGAUCAGAUCAUUGCUGCUAAUCCUCUGCUGGAGGCCUAUGGUAAUGCCAAGACAGUGAGAAAUGACAACUCCUCCCGUUUUGGUAAAUUCAUCAGAAUUCACUUUGGCUCCUCUGGAAAACUGUCCAGUGCUGAUAUUGAGACUUAUCUGCUGGAAAAGUCUAGAGUGACAUUCCAGCUUCCAGAUGAGAGAGGCUACCACAUCUUCUACCAGAUGAUGACCAACCACAAGCCCGAGCUGAUUGAAAUGACACUCAUCACCACCAACCCCUACGAUUUCCCUAUGAUCAGCCAGGGUCAAAUCACUGUGGCCAGUAUUAAUGAUGUGGAAGAGUUGAUUGCCACUGAUACUGCCAUUGAUAUCCUGGGCUUCAGCAAUGAAGAGAAAAUGGGCAUCUACAAAUUGACUGGUGCUGUGAUCCACCAUGGCAACAUGAAGUUCAAACAGAAGCAGCGUGAGGAGCAGGCUGAACCUGAUGGCACAGAUGUGGCUGACAAAGUUGCCUAUCUGCUGGGCCUGAACUCUGCUGACAUGCUGAAGGCUCUUUGCUAUCCAAGAGUAAAGGUCGGCAAUGAGUUUGUGACCAAGGGCCAGACUGUGCCACAGGUCUCCAACUCAGUCAUGGCUUUGGCUAAGUCUAUCUAUGAGAGAAUGUUUUUGUGGAUGGUUGUUCGUAUCAACCAGAUGUUGGACACCAAGCAGCAGAGAAACUUCUUCAUUGGUGUGCUGGACAUUGCUGGUUUUGAGAUCUUUGAUUACAACAGUAUGGAGCAGCUGUGCAUCAACUUCACCAAUGAGAAACUGCAACAGUUCUUCAAUCACCACAUGUUUGUGCUUGAACAAGAAGAGUACAAGAAGGAGGGUAUUGACUGGGAGUUCAUUGACUUUGGCAUGGACUUGGCUGCCUGCAUUGAGCUUAUUGAGAAGCCCAUGGGUAUCUUCUCCAUCCUCGAAGAGGAGUGCAUGUUCCCCAAGGCCUCAGACACUUCCUUCAAGAACAAGCUGUAUGAUCAGCAUCUUGGAAAGUGUGCUGCUUUCCAGAAGCCUAAGCCAGCCAAGGGCAAGGCCGAGGCACACUUUUCCUUGGUGCACUAUGCUGGCACAGUGGAUUACAACAUCGUUGGCUGGCUGGACAAGAACAAGGAUCCACUGAAUGAGUCUGUUGUGCAGCUGUACCAGAAGUCCUCAGUGAAACUUCUGGCUCUUCUGUAUGCCAAUGUUGGUGGUGCAGAAGCUGAGGCUAGCAAGGGAGGCAAGGGAGGCAAGAAGAAGGGAGGUUCCAUGCAGACUGUGUCCUCUCAGUUCAGAGAGAAUUUGGGCAAGCUCAUGACCAACUUGAGGAGCACUCACCCUCACUUUGUGCGUUGUCUGAUUCCUAACGAGUCCAAGAUUCCAGGUCUUAUGGAUAACCACCUGGUUAUCCAUCAGCUUAGGUGCAACGGUGUUCUGGAAGGCAUCAGAAUCUGCAGAAAGGGUUUCCCUAGCAGAAUCCUGUAUGGUGACUUCAAGCAAAGGUACAAGGUACUGAAUGCUAGCGUCAUCCCAGAGGGACAGUUCAUUGACAACAAGAAGGCUUCCGAGAAGCUCUUGGGCUCAAUUGAUGUGGACCACACUCAGUACAAAUUUGGACACACUAAAGUGUUCUUCAAAGCUGGCCUGCUGGGUACCCUUGAGGAGAUGAGAGAUGAGAAACUGGCUGCCCUUGUGACCAUGACUCAGGCAAUGUGCCGUGGAUACCUCAUGAGGAAGGAGUUUGUGGUCAUGACGGCACAGAGAGAUGCUGUUUACACCAUCCAGUAUAAUGUCCGCUCAUUCAUGAAUGUCAAGCACUGGCCAUGGAUGAAAGUAUACUACAAGAUUAAGCCUCUCUUGAAGAGUGCUGAAACUGAGAAGGAGCUCGCUCAGAUGAAGGAAGACUUUGCAAAAUGCAAAGACCAGCUGGGUAAAGUUGAGGCCAAAAAGAAGGAACUUGAAGAGAAGAUGGUUUCUCUGCUGCAGGAAAAGAAUGACUUGCAAUUACAAGUGGCUUCUGAGUCAGAAAACCUUGCUGAUGCUGAGGAAAGAUGUGAAGGCCUGAUCAAGAGUAAAAUUCAACUGGAGGCCAAGCUAAAGGAGACAACUGAGAGGCUGGAGGAUGAAGAGGAAAUCAAUGCUGAGCUCACUGCUAAGAAGAGGAAAUUAGAAGAUGAGUGCUCUGAGCUGAAGAAAGAUAUUGAUGACUUGGAGCUCACCUUGGCCAAAGUGGAGAAGGAGAAACAUGCCACUGAGAAUAAGGUGAAGAAUCUGACAGAGGAGAUGGCCUCUCAGGAUGAGAGCAUUGCCAAGCUGACCAAGGAGAAGAAGGCUCUCCAGGAGGCUCACCAGCAGACACUGGAUGACCUGCAGGCAGAAGAGGACAAAGUCAACACUCUGACCAAGGCCAAGACUAAGCUUGAGCAGCAAGUGGAUGAUCUUGAGGGCUCUCUGGAGCAAGAGAAGAAGCUCCGUAUGGACCUUGAGAGGGCCAAGAGAAAGCUUGAGGGAGAUCUAAAACUGGCUCAGGAAAACAUCAUGGACCUGGAAAAUGACAAGCAGCAAUCUGAAGAGAAGCUGAAAAAGAAAGAUUUCGAGACAAGCCAGCUCCUCAGCAAGAUUGAGGAUGAGCAGUCCUUGGGAGCUCAGCUUCAGAAGAAGAUUAAGGAACUCCAGGCUCGUAUUGAGGAAUUGGAGGAGGAGAUUGAGGCUGAGCGUGCUGCCAGAGCCAAGGUUGAGAAACAGAGGGCUGAUCUUUCUAGGGAACUUGAAGAGAUCAGCGAGAGGCUGGAGGAGGCUGGUGGUGCCACUGCAGCUCAGAUCGAGAUGAACAAGAAGCGUGAGGCAGAGUUCCAGAAACUGCGUCGUGAUCUGGAGGAAUCUACUCUGCAGCAUGAGGCUACUGCUGCAGCUCUCCGUAAGAAGCAGGCUGACAGUGUAGCUGAGCUAGGAGAACAGAUUGACAACCUUCAGCGUGUCAAGCAGAAGCUGGAGAAGGAGAAGAGUGAAUAUAAAAUGGAGAUUGAUGAUCUCUCUAGCAACAUGGAGGCUGUAGCCAAGGCAAAGGGCAAUCUUGAAAAGAUGUGUCGCACCCUUGAAGACCAGCUCAGUGAACUCAAGACCAAGAAUGAUGAGAAUCUGCGUCAAAUUAAUGACAUCAGCGCUCAGAAAGCAAGACUUCUCACUGAAAAUGGUGAGUUUGGUCGGCAGAUUGAGGAGAAGGAAGCCCUCAUUUCCCAGCUUACUAGAGGAAAACAGGCCUUCACUCAGCAGGUUGAGGAGUUGAAGAGGCAGAUUGAAGAGGAGGUUAAGGCAAAGAAUGCCCUAGCCCAUGGUCUGCAGUCUGCCCGCCAUGACUGUGACCUGCUGAGGGAGCAGUUUGAGGAGGAGCAGGAGGCCAAGGCUGAGCUGCAGCGUGGCAUGUCCAAGGCCAACAGUGAAGUGGCUCAGUGGAGAACCAAGUAUGAAACUGAUGCCAUCCAGCGCACUGAGGAACUUGAAGAAGCCAAGAAGAAGCUUGCCCAGCGUCUCCAGGAAGCUGAGGAGCAGAUUGAGGCUGUGAAUUCCAAGUGUGCCUCUCUUGAGAAAACCAAGCAGAGACUCCAAAGUGAGGUUGAAGACCUCAUGAUUGAUGUUGAGAGAGCCAAUGGCAUGGCUGCCAACCUUGACAAGAAGCAGAGAAACUUUGACAAGGUGCUGGCUGAGUGGAAGCAGAAGCAUGAGGAGGGACAGUCUGAGCUGGAGGGUGCUCAGAAAGAGGCCCGUACCCUCAGCACUGAGCUCUUCAAGAUGAAGAACUCUUAUGAGGAGGCUCUGGAUCAGCUAGAGACCAUGAAGAGGGAGAACAAGAACCUGCAGCAGGAGAUCUCCGACCUGACUGAACAGAUUGGUGAGACUGGUAAGAGCAUCCAUGAGCUGGAGAAGGCCAAGAAAACAGUAGAGACUGAGAAGGCUGAGCUCCAGACUGCUCUGGAGGAGGCAGAGGGUACCUUGGAGCACGAGGAGUCCAAGAUUCUGCGUGUGCAGCUGGAACUGAACCAGGUCAAGAGUGAGAUUGACAGGAAGCUUGCUGAGAAAGACGAGGAGAUAGAGCAGAUCAAGAGGAACAGCCAGAGAGUCAUUGAUUCCAUGCAAAGCACUCUGGACUCCGAGGUCAGGAGCAGGAAUGAUGCCCUGAGAAUCAAGAAGAAGAUGGAGGGAGACUUGAAUGAGUUGGAGGUUCAACUGAGCCAUGCCAACCGCCAAGCUGCUGAGGCCCAGAAACAGCUGCGCAUUAUCCAGGGACAGAUGAAGGAUUCCCAACUCCAGCUUGAUGACGCUGUCAGGGCUCAGGAUGACCAGAAGGAGCAAGUUGCCAUGGUAGAGCGCAGAAAUGGCCUGAUGUCUGCUGAAAUUGAGGAACUGAGGGCUGCCCUUGAACAGACUGAGAGAAGCCGCAAAAUGGCUGAGCAGGAGCUGGUUGAUGCCAGUGAGCGCGUGGGUCUGUUGCACUCUCAGAACACAAGCCUUCUGAACACUAAGAAAAAGCUUGAGAGUGACCUGGUCCAGAUUCAGAGUGAGGUUGAUGACAUUGUUCAGGAAGCCAGAAAUGCUGAGGAGAAAGCCAAGAAGGCAAUCACUGAUGCUGCCAUGAUGGCUGAGGAGCUGAAGAAAGAGCAGGAUACCAGUGCUCACUUGGAGAGAAUGAAGAAGAACUUGGAGGUCACUGUCAAGGACCUGCAGCACCGUCUGGAUGAGGCAGAAAACCUUGCCAUGAAGGGUGGAAAGAAGCAGCUUCAGAAACUGGAGUCUAGGGUGCGUGAGCUGGAAUCAGAGGUUGAGGCUGAGCAGAGGCGUGGUGCUGAUGCUGUGAAGGGAGUUCGCAAGUAUGAGAGAAGGGUCAAAGAACUCACCUACCAGACGGAGGAGGACAAGAAGAACAUCAACAGGCUGCAGGACCUGGUAGAUAAGCUGCAGCUCAAAGUGAAGGCAUACAAGAGGCAGUCUGAGGAGGCUGAGGAGCAGGCCAAUUCUCACCUGUCCAAGCUCAGGAAAGUCCAGCAUGAGCUGGAGGAGUCUGAGGAGCGUGCCGACAUUGCUGAGUCUCAGGUUAACAAGCUGAGAGCAAAGAGCCGUGACUCUGGAAAGGGCAAAGAGGCUGCAGAGUAA
Messenger RNA from Myripristis murdjan (pinecone soldierfish), 5823 nucleotides. Its product is annotated as myosin heavy chain, fast skeletal muscle-like. The coding region runs from base 1 to 5823 and encodes 1940 amino acids. The transcript is spliced from 38 exons. Gene Ontology annotation, molecular function: microfilament motor activity; ATP binding; actin filament binding. Gene Ontology annotation, cellular component: cytoplasm; myosin II complex; myosin filament. Lineage: Eukaryota; Metazoa; Chordata; Actinopteri; Holocentriformes; Holocentridae. The record is from RefSeq and is a predicted model, not a curated record.